Messenger RNA from Nematostella vectensis (starlet sea anemone), 1429 nucleotides. RefSeq lists its product as uncharacterized. NCBI's taxonomy places the organism in Eukaryota, Metazoa, Cnidaria, Anthozoa, Actiniaria, Edwardsiidae. The transcript has 3 exons. Bases 354 to 893 code for a protein of 179 amino acids. The record is from RefSeq and is a predicted model, not a curated record.
UUCUGCUGUUGUCGGACCAGUACGAGAACGAUACGAGAACAACAUGAAGUUUACAUUAUAUCCUAUAUUGGAAAGGGAACUUAUUAUAUCCUUUAUUAGAAAGAGAAACUUAUUACAUAUUUCACGCCCAAGAGGGUGACGCUAAUUCAAGAUACGUUUGCUUAUUCGAAGCUGGCCGCUUUUUGUCGGGCUGAGCUCCAUGGUGUUAAACAAUCAUAAAACUCCGCGACGGCAGCGCUUAUUCGAGAUCGAUUUUUUGCGCCAUGUGCUAAUUCAAGGGCGCGAUUUGGAAAACGAGCCAAUGAGUGGCAGAUGUCAAGAUACUUCAGCCUCUAGAAAUAUUGAUAAAGCCAAUGCUGCUUGAAGUGUGUGCAGCAAGUCACAACUCAAAGAUGUCGGAACCGCUCGGUCUAGGCUUUCGGGGAGUUGUUAAAGUGAUUCAAAGACUGUAUCCGCACGUCCCGAGGAUGUCUACCGACCAACUGCAACGCAUUCUACGGAACACAAGCGACCAAAGGACUAAUAGAAAGCCACCAAACCUCGUAAUGUUGGACGUUCGUGAACAAAAAGAGCGUGACGUCAGUUUGAUUGAUGGAUCAAUCCACGUGAAACCGUCAACGACUGAUAUGACAAAACUACUUGAGCGAGUCAACAAGUUAGUGCACCCAGCUAAAGACCCCAAGACAAUCCUAUGCUACUGUGCAACUGGCCUGAGAGCAAGCAUCAUGGCAGACCGGAUUCUUACGGAGCUCUCCAAACACGAAGAUCUCAAACAAUCCACGCGCGUGUACGCACUAGAAGGGUCUAUCUUUAAAUGGGGGAACGAGUUUAAGCCGCUGGUAGACCCAAACGGGCGUAAAACAGUACAGGUUCAUGGCAUGAACAGUGUUUAACGGCUGCUACUGUGGCCUCAGAUUCGAGUAUGAUGACGAGGGUGUGAAAGAAGUUUACAUUCUUCACUCUUUCGUUUUGUAGAUAAGUUGUAACCAGCAAAGUCAGGGUUAUGUUUUUGUGAGUACCAAGAAUAGACCUAUCGUGCUAUGUGUCUAGGGAUUUAUCCUAAACAACAGAUUGAGCUCAUAGAGCCUAUGCUCGAAUUGUGCUUUGGCGAUUAUUUUUUGUUCGGUAAAAAACAGUUCAAUCUCAAUAGUGAAUAAAAUCUGCUAGUAUCUUGGCGCGUAAUUAGGGCUGGGCGUAAGGAGGGCGCGCACCCCUAGACCACCAAAAAGCGGUCUUUUGUUGUUGAAGAAUAUCCAAUGAAUAUCUUUGCCUGCCCAACACCCGUGGGCGAAUCCUGGCCAUGCGCCUAAGAAAGCCCCGAAAACAAAUGUACGUGAAAAAGAGGAGAAUUUCAAGUGAUAAUACAAAAUAAAAAAAAGAAGAAAAUGGGGGAUUUGGCCGAGGAUUUAACCUCAUCCAUAGAUCAGAU